AUGCAGAACAACGGGGGCACCGAACCACCAGAACCAGAGCUGCCCCAGGACCCGUUGCCCUUCUCCGGCCGCUUGCUUCAGCCUCCCACUAGUGUGUCAGAGGUGUGUCCCUGUGAUCUGCACAAUGACAUGUGUGACAUGAACUGCUGCUGUGACAAAGACUGUGGUCCUGAGCUGGCUCUGUUCAUCCGUUGCUCCACACACACUGUCAGAGGCAGCAAGAGACUUUGCAACCAGGAUGUGGCCUCUUACUCAUUGAGAACCACAAUCGAUGGUUACUCAGAGCUGCAGUCAUCCAUCCAGAAUGAGAAGAAUUAUGAUACGUUUUGCAUUUAUUUUCAAAAUGGGGUUGAUGGACUGUUCCACCCACCACCGGCUCUUCCAACUGACAGAAACUUUGACGCACUUUUUGACAAGUUCAGCAGCUUUACAUUUAACCCAGAGACAGGUCGCUCUGACACAGAGCCACAGACAUCAGCAGGUUAUCAGUAUGGGGAUAUUAUGCAAACUACAGCAGCCGAUGGGCAGAGAAGUAUUUUCUAUCUUCCCUCCUCUGGUAUUACUGUGGACUGUGUGGAUACAAACCCUGCAGCUUUUCUGAACAAAUGGAGCGGUCGCUGUUUGAGACGCAUGAACAUCCAGCAGCACUGUGAGCACAUGGCAGCUCUGCGCAUGGACACGUACAUCAACAUCCUACUCUCUCCUGGGAGGUCUACUGAUGCAGCACCCGUUCCUGUGGAAGUAACCUCGGUAGUGAAUCAGUAUUUGGACGGUGUUCAGUUGGAGUUGCAGUUAGAUGGAGAUCUUCUUCCUGUUCUUCAGAGCCCAAGUGUAUGUGCUAAUGUGGUGUUUGAGGUUGCAUACGUGGUCAAGUACGACCUCGCUGGAGAAAUAGUCCAUGUGGCUGCAUCUCUGGUGCUCGGAUCGGUCCGAGACACUCAAGUACCUUUUGAACAAAACUAUGAGAUCACGUUUGCUCGAGACGGACCAGAGGUUGCAGUCCAGUUCAGUGGUAACCCUGGCUAUGUGGUUGGAUUGCCUCUUGUAGCUGGCUCUGUAAAUCAGGACUGUUUGCAGGGUCCACAGUUGCGAUCUCCCAUUUUAUUCGGCCACAAUUCUAUAACUGGAUGUACUUUAAGACUGGUUGAUGUAACAAAUUGCAGCCUAAUCUCUGAAGUGUUACUACAUAUUCUAAGAGGGCAAAAUUAUCCUCAAUUUGUGGCAUCCUUUGGAAAUUCUCCGUUAGAGAAACCACUAGACUGGGUGGCUAUCAAGAGAACAUUUAAUCCUCAGGAUUCCCAAGGCUGUGGCAUUCCUCUGUCACUACAUAUGGAAAUUGAAUGGACCAAAUAUGGAACCCUGGUGAACCCCCAAGCACAGAUUGUGAGUGUCAGAGAAAUAAUUCAAACCAACUCCAGUCAAUUGGCCCUGCUGUCUGGAGGAAGCAGUAUUUUACCAGUUCAAACGUCCGUGUCUUUUACCUCUGUGUCUGCUCCUGCUGCUCCUGGAUACAGGGCCAUGCCUACAAUCGAUGCCAAGCUGCCUUUUGACUUUUUCUUCCCCUUUGUUUAA
Molecule: messenger RNA, 1572 nt
Organism: Knipowitschia caucasica
Lineage: Eukaryota; Metazoa; Chordata; Actinopteri; Gobiiformes; Gobiidae
Source: the annotation of a GenBank genome assembly